Molecule: messenger RNA, 2035 nt
Organism: Mya arenaria
Lineage: Eukaryota; Metazoa; Mollusca; Bivalvia; Myida; Myidae
Product: uridine phosphorylase 1-like
Exons: 8
Coding region: 251-1195 (314 amino acids)
Biological process (GO): nucleotide catabolic process; uridine catabolic process
Cellular component (GO): cytosol; cytoplasm
Molecular function (GO): uridine phosphorylase activity
Source: RefSeq, a predicted model, not a curated record
UGCUUCCACCGAGUUAUAUCCUUGAUACUAAUAUACAUACAUAUCGCCAUAGUGCUUUAAAGUCCUAUAUAUUUAUAGAGGUUAAUUAAAUUGGCAUAUUUAACACGCGUUGUUAAACACACACCAACAGUAUCACUAUUUAACUAUUAAUUACACUGUAAUUUCCAGACAAGGUGUAGGUAGUUGUGUUUAUAAUUAAACUGGUGUACUUCGAUUUGAAUAAGUCGUGAUAUAUGUUGGUGUUGUAAGUAUGGAUAUUAUUGAAGACAACAAAACUGCUGUUUUCGAAGAGGGGAAAGAAGAUGCUCUACCCACAUCCAACGGGCGCGUAAAGCUGCACAACGCCCGCCUCAAAUCCAUCCAAGACGACCACCUUUACCAUAUCGCCCUCUCAACCGGAAGUGACGAUCUCAGGCGCCUCUUCGGAGAUGUCAAGGUUGUGUGUUUUGGCGGCCAAGCGACACGAAUGGAAAAGUUUGCGUGGUUUAUCGCGCGUGAAUUCGAUGUCAGCGACACGGUUCAUAACUUCGCUGCCGGCACGGACCGUUAUGCCGUGUACAAGGCCGGACCAGUUCUCUCCGUCAGCCACGGUAUCGGCAUCCCCUCACUGUCCAUCGUCUUUCAAGAGAUUGUGAAGCUGAUCUACUAUGCUGGUUGUGAAAACGUCACAUUCUUUCGCAUUGGCACGUGCGGUGGUAUAGGAUUGGAGCCCGGCACGGUGGUCAUCAGCGAGAAGGUUGUCAACGGCGUACUGGAACCAGUCUAUAAACAGUACAUCCUCGGGCGUGCGGUUGAACGGCCGGCGAAAGUGGACAGCGACCUUAUCCGCCAACUCCAUGCCUGUAGCCAAAACGAGGACAAGUUCAAAACCGUGCUAGGAACCACCCUGUGUGCCGAUGAUUUCUAUGAAGGUCAGGGACGGAUGGACGGGGCGUUCUGUGAACACGAGGAGGAGGAGAAGUUUCUAUGGUUACGGGAGAUAGCGGACCGCGGGGUGACCAACAUGGAAAUGGAGUCCCUUGGCUUCACGGCUCUCUGUGACCGCGCAAACAUACCAGGGGCAGUAUGCUGUGUAACGCUGGUCGACCGGUGCGAGGGAGACGGGAUCACCAACAACCUUCAGCUGUUACAGGAGUGGCAGACCUACCCACAGAUCCUCGUGGCCCGUUACAUCCGGAACCGCCUUGAUCUCUAGCCGCUUCCCUUCUCCGCUGAUCUACGUUGUCCGUGCCUGUCGAUCAAGCACUGCAAUGGCGUUUCACUCUUCAGGCGAACCGAUACAUGCCUCGUGUGCGCACCGCUAAAUGCCUCUUGUGAUUAAAUUAAACAUUCUUGUACAUAUUUUUGCCAGAAUUAUUGUGAUUUGCCAUUGAUGUGGGUUUGUUUUGAGAUAUAAUAUGUUGAAGACAUGUGUUUUUAUAGAACAAAGUGUUAUACAGACUGAGUAUGCAUUUAUUGUAUUUCCGUUUCAUUUUCUGUCUGCCCGUCGCUCGGCGGUCGCCUUUGGUCAAUUAUUCGCUGUGAUUUGUUUUCAUAGACUUUUGAAUUAUUAACCUAAAUAAUUUUCGUGUUUAAUCAUGACGUCAUAUCGUUACAUAUAUAUUUGUUCGUCACAACUAUCAACCAUUUUAAUGACUACAAGAACAUCUUCAAACAUCCCCGGUAUUCUGCAACCUUCUCAUCAUCAUUAUUUAUUUACCGUAGGGUGAUAAACUGGCAUAACCGCACUUUCCAAUCAAGUGCGUUAUUGGGGAUACUUUUUUAGGAAUUCAAGCAUUAACUUUUCAGAUUUCGCAGCAAGUAGAUAAGGUCCUUAUAGAUGUUGAACCUCUCUGUUGUAUUAAUAGUUAAGGAAAACAGAUAUGUGUAAGGUGCUAUCAUUUUUUACGACUAACAAGUGUUGUUUUUAUAUGUAUACAAGAAAUAUACGUCAGUAUAACUUUGUGGUAAAAAUAACCAUGUCCUGACCAUUGUAUGCAUAAUUUGUACAUAGAUUGCUAACAUUUUGAUCAUAAUAAACAUACAACUCAAAUAA